AUGACAAAGCUAUUGGAAUGGUUAACUGUGAGUGCAGUGCUCUCACUUAUAUGGGCAGCUCUGGUCACGGAUUCAUUGUCAUUUCAAGUGUCUGAUCAAAUUAAAGAUGUCUUAAUGCCAAUUACAAUACUGCAAUCACUCACAUACAUUUCACCUUACACUACAAUUAAUAAUGAUAAUGUAACUGCCGCGAAUGAUAGAAUACGAGUAACUGCCUAUUUACCUAUUGAUUGUCUUCGCUGUAAGUAUGCUGUAGAUAUUCUCGUACGUACGUGCUAUUCUUUAGCUUCUGUCGGCUAUGGCGUAAUGACUUUUAAUGAUUGUAUUGAAGCCCAUAAUUCCCUGAAAAUGGAAGUUUCCGAAGCAAUAGAUGACCUAAAGAAAAAAGGCCUGACUAUGUAA
This is a messenger RNA of Trichoplax adhaerens, 402 nucleotides long. RefSeq lists its product as uncharacterized. The record is from RefSeq and is a predicted model, not a curated record. NCBI's taxonomy places the organism in Eukaryota, Metazoa, Placozoa, Uniplacotomia, Trichoplacea, Trichoplacidae. Gene Ontology annotation, biological process: GPI anchor biosynthetic process. Bases 1 to 402 code for a protein of 133 amino acids. The transcript has 5 exons. Gene Ontology annotation, cellular component: endoplasmic reticulum membrane; dolichol-phosphate-mannose synthase complex.